Messenger RNA from Cynoglossus semilaevis (tongue sole), 3372 nucleotides. It is a transcript of the gene creb3l4, whose product is annotated as cAMP responsive element binding protein 3-like 4. The record is from RefSeq and is a predicted model, not a curated record. NCBI's taxonomy places the organism in Eukaryota, Metazoa, Chordata, Actinopteri, Pleuronectiformes, Cynoglossidae. Gene Ontology annotation, molecular function: RNA polymerase II cis-regulatory region sequence-specific DNA binding; DNA-binding transcription factor activity, RNA polymerase II-specific. Gene Ontology annotation, biological process: regulation of transcription by RNA polymerase II. The transcript has 10 exons. Gene Ontology annotation, cellular component: nucleus. Bases 756 to 2084 code for a protein of 442 amino acids.
UAUUUUUCGAGCUAUCUAUUAACUACCUAUUUGAGGAUAUAAUGUUAUGGUAAGUAAUGUAGACAUUCAAGUCUAAAAUAUAGGAAAUGAGCAAAAGGUUGGUCAAUAAUGUCAAAAAUGAACAUAGUAAUAUGUACAAAAUUAAGCCAAAAUUUGGUCAAAGAAAAUAGCAGAAACUAAGAUUAUAGAAAUGAUCCAAGUUAGGAAAGACAGACGACGUGAAACUUUUCUACUAUUUACCAUAAAAUAAAAGUUUCGAAAGUUUUGAGAAAAAGCCGUAUAAGAUGUGAGAAAACUAACAACAACUAUCGAGGUAUUAAUUAAAAAGUUAAUAUAAUAAAAAAUAUUGCUAAAGAAGUAAAUCAGAAGGACGCAAAAGUUCACAAAAAUAUUAAAAAGAGAAUAUCUGCAUAUCAAAAAGUUACGACAUUUCUCAGAGUUGAAGUAAACAGGAAGUGGAACAUGUCGCGCUUCACCAAUCACAACGCUGCCUGCUCACAUAGACCCAAUCACAGACGAGAUCGAGGCGUUUCUCCUGUCAUUCGGGCUGGCUUGGAGGUAUAGGACGCAACAGCCGAAAAAUACCGAUUCGUUGCUGAAGUAAAAGCCGGACCCGGAAGCUCCAGAUCCCGCAGCUCCCGUCGCUCAGAUCCGUGUGGGAGAGCGACGUGUCGUAGGCGCUGCGGCGGCGGUAGUAGCUGGUGUUCGAUGCCGUACAGGAGUCAAAAGAAAGGAGCCGAUUUUCACUCACGGUCAUGGAUGCAGAGAGUGGUCAGCUGGUUUUCGGCGGUUGUGUGGAAGCUGACAGCUGGCAGUUAGAUAGUUCCUUCUCCUGCUCUGAGUUCGUCUUCAGCGGCCAGGAUAAAACCUUACCGGACUGGGCAGUGGACCCUGACUGUGACAGUGAUUCGGAGGAUGUUCUCCAUGGCGUAGACCCAAAUGAGGUGUUUCCCAGCGGACCAAUGCCGGUGUCUGACCCCUCGUCGGAGAGCGACAGCGGUAUAUCUGAAGAUCGCGUUCCGGAGAAUCCUGUCGCUGUGGUGACAGAGGUGAUGACUCCGGUCUCUGCACAGCAGACGCCUUCAACUGUAUACCAGGUGGUUUAUGACAUCAGCGGACUACGAGCUGUGAAGGCGGAACCUGGACAAGAGAAUGUCAUCGCUAUAGAACUGGAUGAGUGGAGCUCUCAAAUGUUGUUUUCAGACUCCUGCGUUGUCAACGAGCUGCCGGUGGUUUCCGCGAAUGCCAACACUCCGACCCCAGCUGGUCACCACUACCACCACCACAGCAGUCUGCCCGUCAUGGAUCCUCUGAGCCCUGAGGAUUCUCUGUUGUACCCAGAGCUUCAGUUGACAGAAGAAGAACAGAAGCUGCUGUACCAAGAGGGGAUUUCUCUGCCCAACAACCUUCCUCUCACCAAGGCAGAAGAGCGUAUCUUGAAGAAAGUGCGGAGGAAAAUCCGUAACAAGCAGUCAGCUCAGGACAGUCGCCGCAGGAGGAAAGAAUACGUUGACGGACUGGAGAACAGGGCAGCAACUUGUUUGGCUCAGAACAAAGAGCUGCAGAGAACAGUGGAACGACUGGAGAAACACAACAUAUCUCUGUUGGCUCAGCUGCGACAGCUACAGUCUCUUAUCAAACAGACAGUCAGUAAAGGAGCCCAGACCAGCACCUGUUUACUGAUCAUCCUGGUCUCUCUGUCUCUAAUCAUUUUACCGAGCUUCAGUCCGUUACGACGCGACGCGUCGUCAGAUGACAGUGACUCCAGACCCAUAGGAGUUAUUUCCAGAAACAUCCUGACAGACCCCGCCUCCUUACAGCCUGUGGCAGAUGAAGGCGAGACCGGUUUGGACACCGUGUCUCUGUCCUCUUCAACUCUCAUUCAAUCAGAAGGGGUCGGAGCGGAAGCGGACGGGGGCGCUGUUGCUGCUGUUCACGAAGAGACAUUUAAAAGCCCUGAAAAUGUGGACGGCGACAUUUCAGUGCAGGAACGAAACAGCUCAGCGCCGGCCCACGGCGUGGACAGAGCAGCAGGAAAAAGACAGCGUGACGUGGCCAAACCUGCUCAUGCCGACGAGAUGUAAACUAACUAUGACACAAAAAAACAACAACCUUUUUUUUCUUUUUUUUCUUUCUUUCAUUUCGAGCCACAGGGAUGCAUGAUGGGACUUCUGUUUCAGACAAAGCAUCAUGGGAAACUAAUAUUUAGAAUAACCAGUGGGCUCAGAGGCUUUAUGUAUAUAUUUUAAAACAUUUCAUCACACAUUAAAAAUGUAAAUAAUAAGAAUAUUAUAUUAUUAAUAAUAUAUAUAUAUUAUUAUUAUUAUAUAUAUUUUAUUUACAUUUUUAUUAAUAUGCAGUUUUAGACAUGGCUGUUACAGGACUCUACAGUUACAUUUGAUCAAGGUGUUAACAUUAGAUAUUUUUACGACUUGAUUGUGGUAAGAGGUCAUGCCUUACAUUGGUUACUGACGGUCUUGGUGUAUGCAGUUUAUGCUCUCCCUGUAUGUGUAUGUGGAGGGGGCAGGGGGGCUCAAGGUCUUUGGUCUUGACCAACAGUUCAGAAUAAUGCAGUACAGUAUUAGGGUUCAUUGUUCACUGUCAGAAUUGACAACAAGUAUAAAUGUGAACGUCUCUAUGGCUCGGUGAUGGACUGGUCAACUGUCCAGGUUGUCUCCCACUCUCUCCCAUUAGAAAGGUUUGAAUGAUAAAUGGUCUGUAUUUAUAUAGUGCAUUUCUAAUGCUGAUGAACAGUCAACAGUGCUUUACACUACAGGUUUGCCAUCUACCCAGGGUGAGGUGUGAGGAUAGAAGGUAAAUGCGCGAACAUUUAGUUAAAAAUAAAUGUUUUCUUUUAAUGAUCAAAAAAAAAAACCAAUCCAAAUAAUUUAAUUGACUACAAGUCAAAAGUUACAAAUUAAUUUAUUUCUGAUUAUUUCGCAUAUAUGAAAUAUCUGUCAUUGUGAAGUCAUUUAAGUUGUGUUUCUUUUCAGAACUUUUUACAAACUUUUUUUUACAAAUAAACCUUUUACUUUCAUGCUCAGUUAUUUGGAAUUGUUCAAUUUUGUUCACCGCAGUAGGUUGACAAACCUGUAAUUAACAUUCAGCUGUCGCACCACAAACACGGGUCAUUACGAUGGUGAUGUCAUUUCCUGCACGACCUGUUAACACUUUCCUGAUAUCUUGUUAGAAAAUGAAACACCAAAAAAAACUAUGAUUAGUAGAUUUUUAUUGUCAUUACAUUAAGUAACAAUUUCCUUAUUAAGUUUCUUUAGACAUUAUAAAUGAGAAAUCAACAACAAUGAUUGAACCUCAUUCAACUCUAUACAGGAAAAGAAAUUGAAUAAUUUGUAAACACUAUUUGCAGAAAAA